This is a messenger RNA of Orbilia oligospora ATCC 24927, 1185 nucleotides long. RefSeq lists its product as uncharacterized. NCBI's taxonomy places the organism in Eukaryota, Fungi, Ascomycota, Orbiliomycetes, Orbiliales, Orbiliaceae. The record is from RefSeq and is a predicted model, not a curated record. The coding region runs from base 1 to 1185 and encodes 394 amino acids. The transcript is spliced from 2 exons.
AUGGACUGGGUCUUUUAUAGUCGUCAGAAACGUCCGGCACAUCUUAAGGAACGAUUGGUUGUGGUACCCAAAGCUCUGUCUUUUGACAAGGUCAUAGCUGGGUCGACCUGCUCGCCAUGUUCGACGCGGGACUUCUUAAACUAUCUACGCUUUGUGGAACAUAGUCCUGAAACCCUCCGAUUUUUCCUUUGGCAUCGAGACUAUACCAAUAAAUUUAACUCGUUGUCUCGGGAAGAUCAAGAUCUCUCGCCUCCUUGGGAACUGAACGUUCCAGAUACACUUGAGAAAGCACAUACACACAUCUCCCAUGCAUCUGCCAGCACGUCUGGUCGGAAGCAUUCAUCCUUUCUACCUGGAAACUCGAUAGGAACAAUAGACGAAAAGCUACGACAGAAUUCUGUCGUAACAGUAUCUCAUCACGAAGUCACACCAUUACCCCCAAUAGGCAGUUCUGCCUCUUUCCAACCUUUCCGCAAUGAAGUAUCGCUUGUCGCUCAGCUAUAUAUCUCCGCUCAAUCACCUUACGAAUUAAACUUAACGUCUAGAGAGCGCCUGGCGGUACUUGAGGCAUUAGCUCACACGACUCAUCCUUCAGCCUUCGACCCUGCAGUCAACUCAGUCUUAGAAUCUUUAAGAUAUCAAUCCCAUCCGAAUUUUGUUCAACACUCGUUAUCAAAUGCGGGAAGAGCCCGUAUCAGAGCGAUCCGUCUGCUUGCCGGUUUAGUGCUGCUAUCAUCGAUAGUAUUCGGUUUAUUGUUGACUUUGAGUCGACAAGCACGCUGGUGGAGGCUAUUUGGUGUCGUCCCGUUCGUUCUUGGUCUUUUUGCUAUGCUAAAUGCUAGCAAAGGGAUAUGUUUCUGGCUUGUCUAUCUCGGUUUUAAACGAGAAAUGCUCCCCUGGGAAUUAUUCCCCGCAGACGAAGUAAACAGCUUCUUUUCAGGGAUGUCAAAAAGCGAACACGACAGCAGUGAAGCAGAGGAAUACGGCAUUGAAGAGUGGGUUGAGAACUACGAAAAUAAUACAACACUUCUCAGGCGGAUGUAUGAACGAAGAACAGAAGUCGAAGAGAAGGAAGUUAAACGUGUACAAAGAGUUAUUUCUAAACAAAGUUUCGUCGUAUCAUCUGUGGUAGGUCUGGCGUAUAUUGGGAUUUUUAUUGGGUUACCACGGGGGAAUCUUUUUUGA